UCACUAUGAGUAGGACCAACGAAUUGAAAAGUCUAUGACAAUGUAGGCUUAACAACCACAUCAGAUAUAAACCAAUCAAGUGCAACAAGUUGAGAUAUGUCCUAAGGCAAAACAAAAAAAAAAGAUGGAAGCAACUUUGCUGCUCUCUAUCUGCUUACUAGUACUAGUUCUGAAACUUGUUUCGUCAAGACGAAGAACACUCAAUCUCCCGCCAAGCCCACUACUUAAACUUCCAAUUAUAGGACACCUUUAUCUCCUAAAACCUCCUCUACAUCGCACCCUUGCUAAGCUCUCAAUAAAUUAUGGCCCUCUUUUCUCCCUUCAAUUUGGUACCCGCUUUGUUGUGGUGGUUUCCUCCUCGUCUGCUGUUGAAGAAUGUUUCACCAAAAACGAUGUUGUUUUUGCCAAUCGCCCAUGCUUAAUGAUUGGAAAAUACAUAGGCUAUAACAAUACUACUGUCGCUGGUUCCCAGUAUGGUGAUCACUGGCGCAACCUUCGCCGCCUCUGCGCACUUGAAAUUUUCUCCACAGGUCGUCUCAACAAUUUUCAGUCCAUUAGACAACAUGAAAUCAAGCUUCUUGUUCACAGAGUGCUUCAGAAUUCGGGUGGAAAUUUCGGGACUCAUGUUGAACUUAAGUCCAAGUUCUUUCAGAUGUCGUACAAUAUUAUCAUGAGAAUGGUAGCUGGAAAGAGAUAUUACGGUGAAGAGGUUGACAACAAGGAGGCAAAUCAUUUUCGGGAGCUUAUGGAAGAGUUUAAUUCAUACGGGGGUGCAUCAAAUCCUGCGGAUUUCAUGCCUGCAAUAUUUCGUUGGUCUACCGUGAGUAUGGAGAAGAAUUUAGCUACGCUUGGUAAAAAUAUGGACGCGCUCUUGCAAGGUUUGAUUGAUGAACAUCGUAGAGAUAUAAGCAGAAAUACUAUGAUUGAUCAUUUUCUUUCUUUGCAAGAAUCAGAACCGGAAUAUUACACUGAUCAAAUCAUCAAAGGAAUUAUAUUGGUCAUGCUGCAUGCGGGAACUGAUACAUCAUCCGUGACAAUAGAAUGGGCAAUGUCUCUUCUACUCAACCAUCCAGAGGUGUUGGAGAAGGCCAGAACUGAAAUAGAUAACCAUGUGGGUAGUGAUCGUUUAGUGGAUGAAGCAGAUUUACCCAAGCUGAAAUACCUUCGAAGUAUUAUCUCUGAGACACUCCGGUUGUUCCCAGCAGCACCAAUGCUAUUGCCUCAUGAAUCAUCUGAUGAUUGCAAGGUUGCUGGCUUCCACAUUCCACGAGGUACCAUACUAUUGGUGAAUGCUUGGGCCAUCCAAAGGGACCCCUUACUUUGGGAGGAUCCAGAGGGCUUCAAGCCAGAAAGAUUUGAAGGUAUGGAAGUCGAACCAUGGAAGCUAUUGCCAUUUGGAAUGGGAAGGAGAGCCUGCCCCGGGUCUGGACUUGCUCAACGUGUGGUCGGUUUAGCUUUAGGAACUUUGGUGCAGUGUUUUGAGUGGAAAAGAGUAAGUGACGAGAAGAUUGAUUUGGCGGAAGGAAAAGGUCUCACUAUGCCAAAAGCCGAGCCACUCAUGGCUAGGUGCAAAGCUCGUGACAUUGUUCACAAAGUUCUUUCAGAAAUAUCCUGAUGUGUUAUAGUGUCUUUCUUGCAUUUUGUACUUGCUCCAUAUCGUUAAAAAGGUUUGGAUCAGUGAUGUACCUUGUAUUUUCAUUUCUCUCAUAUAAUAUGCACUAUCUAGAUUUCUCAUUUGUCAA
This is a messenger RNA of Capsicum annuum, 1742 nucleotides long. RefSeq names its product cytochrome P450 81Q32. The record is from RefSeq and is a predicted model, not a curated record. Bases 125 to 1615 code for a protein of 496 amino acids. Lineage: Eukaryota; Viridiplantae; Streptophyta; Magnoliopsida; Solanales; Solanaceae. The transcript is spliced from 2 exons. Gene Ontology annotation, molecular function: heme binding; monooxygenase activity; oxidoreductase activity, acting on paired donors, with incorporation or reduction of molecular oxygen.